Molecule: messenger RNA, 1627 nt
Organism: Pantherophis guttatus
Lineage: Eukaryota; Metazoa; Chordata; Lepidosauria; Squamata; Colubridae
Source: RefSeq, a predicted model, not a curated record
CAGCUUGAAGGUUUUGAGGCAACCUGCAGACAUGGAAGAAUUAUGUGGAAUGUGCCGAAGCGGAAACGGAAGCUGCUGAUCGCUAUCUACCUGGUUCCUUUUGGGGUCUGAGAGAGAAAGAAAGGAGAGAAAGAGGCCCGUGAGGUCUGAGGAGAAAGCUGAUCUAAUUUCCUCUGGUUGAAUCUUUUACCUACCAAAAUGUCAAAACGGCCAUCUUAUGCGCCACCACCCACCCCAGCCCCCACAACCCAAAUGCCCAGCACACCAGGGUUUGUGGGAUACAAUCCAUACAGCCAUCUGGCGUACAACAACUACAGGCUGGGAGGGAACCCGGGCACCAACAGCCGGGCCACGGCAUCAUCGGGUAUUACAAUCCCCAAACCCCCAAAGCCUCCAGAUAAGCCACUCAUGCCCUAUAUGAGGUACAGCAGGAAGGUCUGGGACCAAGUGAAGGCGUCCAACCCUGACUUGAAGCUAUGGGAAAUUGGGAAGAUCAUUGGAGGGAUGUGGCGUGACCUCACUGAUGAAGAGAAGCAAGAAUACUUAAAUGAAUAUGAAGCAGAAAAGAUAGAGUACAAUGAAUCAAUGAAGGCCUAUCAUAAUUCACCUGCUUACCUUGCCUAUAUCAAUGCCAAAAGCCGUGCUGAAGCUGCACUGGAGGAGGAAAGCCGGCAAAGGCAAUCCCGAAUGGAGAAAGGUGAACCUUAUAUGAGCAUCCAGCCUGCUGAGGAUCCAGAUGAUUAUGAUGAUGGAUUUUCUAUGAAACAUACUGCUACUGCCCGUUUCCAGAGAAACCAUCGCUUAAUUAGUGAGAUCCUGAGUGAAAGCGUAGUCCCUGAUGUUAGAUCUGUGGUUACUACAGCAAGAAUGCAAGUCCUCAAACGCCAAGUCCAGUCAUUAAUGGUUCAUCAGCGUAAACUUGAAGCUGAACUCCUUCAAAUAGAAGAACGUCAUCAAGAAAAAAAGAGGAAGUUUUUGGAAAGCACGGAAUCCUUUAACAGUGAGCUUAAACGGCUCUGCAGCCUGAAAGUAGAAGUGGACAUGGAGAAAAUUGCAGCAGAAAUUGCACAGGCUGAAGAACAAGCUCGUAAGCGGCAGGAAGAAAGGGAGAAAGAGGCUGCAGAGCAAGCUGAACGCAGUCAGACCAGCAUGAGCACUGAGGAGGAGCAGACACCCGGCAAGGCAGAGGAGAAAAAAGAAGAGGGAACUCCUCCCAUGGAAACAGAAGAACCUCCUCCAGAAGAAGCUAUUGAGAAUCAGCAGAAUGGUGAAGGGACGUCCACUCCUGAAGACAAGGAGAGUGGGCAAGAAGGUGUUGAAAGCAUGGCAGAGGAAGGAACAAGUGAUAGCAAUACUGGUUCAGAAAGCAAUAGUGCCCUAGCUGAAGAACCCCCAGCUGACCCAAUAACUUCAGAAGAUGGUGAAAAGAAAGAGUAAAAAAAAAAAAAAAACGCCACUUCUUUCCAUAUAGGUCUUCCCUUUUUCAAAAGAUUUGUGAAUUGUAGUGGAGUUGAUAUGUAAGCUGUCGUUAGUAUUGUUUUUGUAGGUUGUUGCACAAUAUAAUCCAUGCAUUUUUUAAUCUAUAUGCUAUAAUAAAAACAUAAUAGUUACCGAACAAUAUGAUUUA